Messenger RNA from Suillus bovinus, 3084 nucleotides. RefSeq names its product muts domain V-domain-containing protein. Gene Ontology annotation, molecular function: ATP binding; mismatched DNA binding; ATP-dependent DNA damage sensor activity. The transcript is spliced from 25 exons. The record is from RefSeq and is a predicted model, not a curated record. Bases 107 to 2761 code for a protein of 884 amino acids. NCBI's taxonomy places the organism in Eukaryota, Fungi, Basidiomycota, Agaricomycetes, Boletales, Suillaceae. Gene Ontology annotation, biological process: reciprocal meiotic recombination; mismatch repair. Gene Ontology annotation, cellular component: nucleus.
CCUUCACUCUCAGAAGAGUCGGGAAGCGCCGACUUCUUCGUCAGCACAAACCUUACUUAAUUACUACUACUAGCACUGGGUACUUACCACACAAGUAUCUGCAACCAUGAGUACUCUACUUCGGUCAGUCAACGAACUCUCAUCAAUGCGCCCUGAAUCUGGGCGGUCGCGUCCUUAUACACGCCAGACAAGCGCAUCCCGGCGACCAUGGACUGCCCAGUCACGCCCUGGGACGGCGCGUCCCCAGACCGCUGCUUCCACUAUGCACGAUGCUAGCUUUGUUAUCGCCCUCAUCGAAAGUAGAGGCAUUGCGCACGAAGUGGGUAUGGCCGCUCUCGACAAAGAUACGGGUAGAGUCAUGCUCAUUCAACUGUCGGACUGUUCUACCUAUGUCAAAACUCUACACCAAAUGCAUGUGCACACGCCAUGCAUGAUAUUAGUUCCCGAUACUUUUAUAUCCUCUGCAAACAAAAGCCUCACUUCUUCUACUUCUUCCACGCGAGUUUCAUCGUCAUCUUUGUCGGUGCAGUUCAUUAGGGAGGAGUUUCCUCAAGUCCCCAUCGAACCGGUAUCGAGAAAAUACUGGAACGAUAGCGCCGGCUAUCAGUUUAUUGCUCAAUUCUGUGUUGAAGACGAUGAACGUGCGGCCACACUGGUAUCUGUGACAGACAAGUACUAUACACUCUCAGCUGCAUGCGCUCUUUUCAAAUUUGUGGAAUCUCGCCUCAAUACCCGCUUUUCUGCGUGUUCUCUUCGUAUACGCUAUAUCCCUGUCGAAGGGACAAUGAUGAUAGACCCCGAAACUGUUAGAAAUUUGGAGCUCAUCAACAACCAGACCCGCAAGAAAUCCACACAUUCUCUCUUUGGGGUGCUUAACCAUACUUACACUGCAAUGGCCACACGACUCUUGCGAACGAAUAUACUGGCACCCCUAACAGGCCAGUCCCAAAGCGCCUUGGAUGCCCGCCUAGACGCCGUAGAAGAGCUGAUUCACAGCGAGGAUAAAUUUACUGAGAUCAAAGAUGCCUUAAAAGUCUUGAACAAGAUGGACUUCGACAAGCUCAUCUCAUCGCUUGGGUUUUCUGAAGUACGGCCAACAACAACAUCAAAAGGAGCUUUUUCCCGCGUGUCACAAAUACUCAACUUGCGCACUGCUAUCCGAAGUCUUCCAUUUUUGCAGAGGGCUUUGGACGGAUGCAAGUCUCGGCUACUGCUGAUAAUACAUGACAUACUGUCUGACGAACGGCUGAUCAAGAUUGAGGAUCUCAUCGCGGAAAACCUCAAUGAUGACGCAGGGCCAGUCAAGGGAGGGAUCGGCGCGAUUAACGCAAGAGUAUAUGCAGUUAAGGCGAACCGCAACUGUCUAUUGGAUGUUGCUCGCGAAACUUUCAAAGAAAAUGUCGCAGACAUAUAUCAGCUCAACCACGCCCUUAGCGAACAGCAUUCACUUCCCCUUACUCUCAUUUACCAAGAAAGUGGCUUUGUGUUUGCUCUCAAGAAGGAUGAACUUGAGGAUGAGCUGCCGAAGGGAUUCAUUAACGUGUCUGCGCAACGGGGUCGUUGGCUUUUCUCAAGCAUUGAUCUGAAAAAAAUGAAUGCUCGAAUGAAAGACUCAUUAGAGGAGACGCUGGUUUUAAGUGACAAGAUCAUCCGGGACGUUGUAGGGCAGAUUAUGGCGUUUUCGGGAGUCCUCUAUUCUGCUUCGGAAGCGGUUGCAACUAUCGACUUGUUGUGGUCUUUUGCUCAUGUCUCCAUCAUGCGAGGCUAUGUGCGUCCCGAGUUUACUGAUACCUUAGCGGUCAAGGGUGGUCGUCAUCCUGUCCUUGAGAUCAUCCAGCCCGUAGGAAUGGUCAUUUCAAACGAUAUGUAUUGCAGCGAUGCUGCCCACUUUCACAUUGUUCAGGGGCCAAACAUGUCAGGGAAAAGUACAUAUCUGCGUCAAACAGGUCUUCUCACUGUGAUGGCAAUGGUCGGUUGUUUUGUGCCUGCUGAGUACGCGAGCUUUCGCCUGCAUGAUGCCCUGCUUACUCGGCUCUCCAAUGACGAUGAUAUAGAGAAGAGCCUCAGCACGUUUGCGAAUGAAAUGACAUCUUCUGCUAUGAUCCUAGGCAUUGCGACCCCAAGAACAUUGGUACUCAUUGACGAAUUGGGUCGAGGGACAUCUCCUAUUGAGGGUGUUGGUAUAGCACAUGCUAUUGCAGAGGAACUCGUUAGAUUAAAAUGUUUUGUUCUCUUCGCUACCCAUUUUCAUGAGCUAUCGACCACUCUUUCUCGACAGCCUGCUGUGUUUGCAUCUGUCUGUUCAGGUGCUUUCAAAUUCCUCUGGAUUAUAGCUUCUUCACAGAUUGUCAUCCAGCGUUCACGUCCAUCGGCCUCUAACUUCGGCCUGAUAUUUCAAUACAAGAUUCUUGACGGAGUUCCAGAAAACACAGGUCACUAUGGUAAGUCGCGGACAACAGACAGACAGAAAAGACAUCUGGACCAGCCUCGAUCAGGACUGGAACUAGCCAAAUUAGCUGAUCUCCCCGAUGACGUGCUCACUGAAGCGAGACAAGUGUCUGAGACCAUUACUGAAAGAAACCUGCGUUGCGAGGAGGAAAGUCGCAUAAACGUCUUGACCAUUCGCAGGCGUGCACUUUUGAAGCUACAUACGCAGUUGAACCAGGCUUUAGAUCACUCUUCGCUUCCUGAGGAGGAACUGGUUGCAUAUCUGGCACGCCUGCAGAGGGACUUCAUGAAGAUCCUGAAAGACACUCUUUGACAACCGCUGGAACAAUGCAAGAUACUGACUCGGCAAUACAAAGAUAACGUUGCCAGGCCCUUAUCUGCUUGUUGGAGCUCGAAGAUAUGAAACGAGAGCACUCAGCAAGGACGUCCCCAGAAACCAUUCAAAGGUCUAUUUUCUUGCAGAUACUCGCGGAAUGUUAGACCACAGUCAUGUUCUUACCAGCAUUAGAUUUGAAGUUGACAAAAAAUUUGUAUGCAAUGUGAUCACCAUAAGUGCCGCUUUAAACCUGUCAGCAGAGGCCUUACGCCUUGACUGAAGGGCUACUACGAUACCCUUUCUUGGUCAUACACCAAAUG